Messenger RNA from Pantherophis guttatus, 567 nucleotides. Lineage: Eukaryota; Metazoa; Chordata; Lepidosauria; Squamata; Colubridae. The record is from RefSeq and is a predicted model, not a curated record.
AUGGUGGCAAAUCAAUCAUACAAAAAAUAUAUACUGAACUAUCGUUUAGAUCCACUGGGUAUUGUAGACUGCUUCACAGCUGAAGUGGGUACAAGUGGAUUUUUUUAUCCAACUCACAUGACUCUUCCUGUUGAACUUUCUGAGGACAAUGCACCUUCUCCCUAUAUGGGUGUAAUUGCUUUUGACUCCCUUGGUAAAAGGGACAGAGGGACAAUGCAAGGGAUCUUAUUUAAUCCUAAAAAGAUUGUGGUGAAGAUGUUUGUGGUGAUCUAUGAUUUACGAAAGUUGCCUGCCAAUCAUCAAACAUUUCUGUGGCAAAGAACUUUUUGUGUCCCUGUAAAGCAAAAUAUUCGAUAUACUAAAAAGAUAUUAUGCUACCUCAUUCAUAUGAGGUUCCACAGUUCCAGGUUUGAAGGGAUCUACCUCUACAGACAUAUAAGAUUUCUGUUUUUUCAAAAUUCUAUGGGAUUACAGAGUCAUAAAAAGGGAAUUUUUAAUGGCGCUGCAUAUGAACUCAACUCUUCCACUAAAUCUUCAAUGAAUCCCUAGUUUUCAUUCCGGUGUUAG